AUGUCGCCUCUUCCACGCUCGAUUCUGAGAAUAUACCUUGCCUCACACGCUCUCGCUAAGCUGCGGUAUUUUUGCUUUAACUUCUUUUUAUCUGCCGUCCUCUCCCCACCUCUACAGAAUUCUUGUCUCUACUACACUUACGUGGUGACCGAUAAGACCAGUGGCGCAGAGUUGAGACUCACCGAGGAGAUCUUCCUCAGCUCUCCGAUAGUGCCGGACAAGAAGCAUCGCCUCUCUCUGAAGCGCUACAUGGACAAGGUGAGUAUCUUAUUCGGUCAUGUAGCCAAGAAUUUUUUCAUCCCCUAUCUGAAGUCGACUAUGCCAUAG
Molecule: messenger RNA, 327 nt
Organism: Protopolystoma xenopodis
Lineage: Eukaryota; Metazoa; Platyhelminthes; Monogenea; Polystomatidea; Polystomatidae
Source: the annotation of a GenBank genome assembly